Molecule: messenger RNA, 1218 nt
Organism: Branchiostoma floridae (Florida lancelet)
Lineage: Eukaryota; Metazoa; Chordata; Leptocardii; Amphioxiformes; Branchiostomatidae
Product: skin secretory protein xP2-like
Exons: 4
Coding region: 1-1218 (405 amino acids)
Source: RefSeq, a predicted model, not a curated record
AUGAUAGGUGACCCAUGCACGAGCUCCAGCUCCCGGCCAUGCACAAGCUCCAGCUCCCGGCCAUGCACGAGCUCCAGCUCCAGGCCCUGCACGAGCUCCAGCUCCAGGCCCUGCACCAGUUCCAGCUCCAGGCCCUGCACCAGCUCCAGGCCCAGCACGAGCCCCAGCUCCACACCAGCUCCAGGCCCUGCACCAGCUCCAGGCCCUGCACCAGCUCCAGCUCCCGGCCCUGCACCAGCUCCAGCUCCCGGCCCUGCACGAGCUCCAGCUCCAGGCCCUGCACCAGCUCCAGCUUCAGGCCCUGCACCAGCUCCAGCUUCAGGCUCUGCACGAGCUUCAGCUCCAGGCCCUGCACGAGCUCCAGCUCCAGGCCCUGCACCAGCUCCAGGCCCUGCACCAGCUCCAGGCCCUGCACGAGCUCCAGCUCCCGGCCCUGCACCAGCUCCAGGCCCUGCACCAGCUCCAGCUCCCGGCCCUGCACCAGCUCCAGCUCCCGGCCCUGCACGAGCUCCAGCUCCAGGCCCUGCACCAGCUCCAGCUUCAGGCCCUGCACCAGCUCCAGCUCCAGGCUCUGCACGAGCUUCAGCUCCAGGCCCUGCACGAGCUCCAGCUCCAGGCCCUGCACCAGCUCCAGGCCCUGCACCAGCUCCAGGCCCUGCACGAGCUCCAGCUCCCGGCCCUGCACCAGCUCCAGCUCCCGGCCCUGCACGAGCUCCAGCUCCCGGCCCUGCACGAGCUCCAGCUCCAGGCUCUGCACCAGCUCCAGCUCCCGGCCAUGCACGAGCUCCAGCUCCCGACCAUGCACGAGCACGAGCUGCUCGCCAGCUGGCAAGAGCCGAGGGUGAACAUGUGAUGGAUCUUUGGGAAGUGAGCAAGCAGCUGAGGGUGGAUGCAGGAGAUGUGGCACUGAAGGAGCACCUCGCCAACUGUGCUUGCAAUGCGACAUACAUCAUGGCGGAUGAAGUGACAUGUCAGCAACUGGGAGCAGUUGGGAUCACUAGUCAGAUCCAAAAGGCCCGCUCGGACAUGAAAGAGAUGGAUCCAUCUGUGGUUGGCAGCUGGAAGAAAGCAGUGACUUCCGGGGACGGGCUGUACCACACAAGGGGGUAUUACAGCAAGAGCACUAAAGUUCUUGCUGUGGACUACAAAAAGAAUGCCCUUACAGCUGCUGUCCACCUCAGACAUCUCGCUGUUCGAAGGCACAGCCAAGGCAGCUGA